This is a messenger RNA of Populus euphratica (Euphrates poplar), 1276 nucleotides long. RefSeq lists its product as uncharacterized. Lineage: Eukaryota; Viridiplantae; Streptophyta; Magnoliopsida; Malpighiales; Salicaceae. The transcript has 3 exons. The record is from RefSeq and is a predicted model, not a curated record. Bases 303 to 1262 code for a protein of 319 amino acids.
UCAAUCCCCUAAAAUCACGCUCUUUAUAUGGAAACCCUCUAUACUUCGCUUGAGUUUUAGGCUUAAUUAGCUCCUUGAUCUUUUAUUAAACAGACUAGUAGUAUCAACGAAAGCCAAAAACUAUUCAAGUUUCCAAGAAACUGCAUGUCCUGAACGCGGUUUACUUCGUAGCCUGAUAAUUUACACCAAAUAUCAGAAAAUAAAUUGUUGGUUUAUCACAAUUUUGCUAGUUUUGUGGUUUUUAGACAGCAUAAAUUAGUGUUUCGUGGUUUAAAAAUUGUUUUAAGAGUAGAACAAACACUAUGUCAAGGUGUAUACGGUUCCCUCCACCAGGGUAUGUGUGGAGCGGAGUGAAAGGGGAAGCCUUGAUAGAGCUGAUUAAGGUCAGGAGAGAAAAGGCCGAGGUUGAGAAGCGAAGGAAGAAAGAGGAGAAGAAGAAAGAGAAGAGGAGGCAGAAAAUAGAAGAAGGAUUGGAGGGGGGACAGCUUAAGAAGAAAAGGUAUAAUCCUCACAGAAGGCAGGUGCAAAACCGGAGCGAGGAUGGUGAUGUAAGCAGCUACUAUCAAGCGAAGAAUGAACAUGAAUUUCGAAGAACAGAGAGAACUAGUCUUGCCGAAGAGCUCAAGCAGCCUUCAAUAUCAGACAGCUUAUAUGACUCUUUUGGCACCUGCCAGAUUACCGAGAGGAAGGGGCCUGAAAGGUGCCGAAGUCAUGGAAGCGUUUUUUGGAUUGAUAUCCAAUUGCAAGGGCAUGAAGAUCAAGAUCUGGUGUUUGGUAAACCAGUGUGCUCUGUUACAGCAAUGGAUUUUCUUGUCCAAGAGAAAUCUGAAUUGCCCAAAAGCUGCACCAAGGAGGAGUUCUUUUCUACCUGCAGUGAGUCCACAACCACUGCCUUUGAAUCGGAUAGACCUGGUGUUGAGUUGUGCCAUUCAUGUUCUCAAACUGAGCUCAUAAGAGAUAGGAAGGCUGCAUCGGCUCUUAUAUCCCAAUACUCUGGAAGUGGCUUGCAGCAUACAGAAUUAAACUUUUGGGAGCUAGAUGUAAACUGGAUUCCCCUUCCCAUGAAGAGCGGGAACCCAGAAUUUGAUAAUCUAGGUUGGCUCUACGAGAGGAAGCCCGAGAGACUGCCUAGAAGUGAUAACACUAAAAUCUAUAGAGCUAGCAAUGAUAGAUUGUCUCACCCGAUAUCUUCUCUAUACCCAACAGCUCAGUAUUUGGCCCAAGCUGAGAUAUAUGCCUUGCCAUUUACAAUACCAUUCUAAAACUGUCACCUGAA